AUCGAAGCUGAUGAAGCCUUCUGGAGGUGGGCGGUGGGGCCCCUCGCUGAUUCCUUGCACGGCAGGCGGCAAAAUACCGGGGGAGAGUGACUUCACCCACUGCCCAUUUCAGCAAAGCUUCGUGCGCUGUGGACCACACCACCGAGCAGAGCUGUGUGUGCUCGACAAAGACGACAUCCGUCGCUUGCAUGGCGUCUGGGAGAAGUACAGGGACGAUCUGACUUGGCCUGUGCAUGACAAAAAGCCGAAGUUCUCCCAAGAGGACUUUGAGACAUUCUACGGCAUUGCGCAACAAGUUGUGGAUGCCAUGGUGGAGGAAUACAAGGUGCCGAUGAUUCUGGAUCAAGCGACCAUAAGCAACACCAACCACAUCGGGCACCCUCCACAUUGCGACAAUGUGGGCUUUGACUCAGUCUGGUGGAAUGGUAGACGCAUACGGGGAGAAGAUGAGCUUCCAGCUGCGCGAGGCGGCGCUUACGUUCUUUGGAGGCCUGAGAAGACGUCAUACAGGAGUUACAGCUGUUCUGUGGCAUUAUCAGAUCCAAAUGGCUACGAAGGAGGCGAACUUCAGUUCUUCGAUACCUGGGGUGCAAGGCAGCCAGUCGCCACCUACAAGUGCGCUGAAGGCUGUGGUGUCGCUUUCUGCGGUUGCCAACGGAACAUCCAUGCAGUGACUGGCGUCAAGCACGGCUUUCGCUUGGUCCUACUCAUUUGGACGCGACCUCCCGGUGUGCCCGUGCAAGAGGCUCAGGCCCACGUUUGCUACUUCCGGCCCGGCACCGGCCACGGCUGCUGGCUUCACAGCCUGGAUAUCCAACGUGGGUUAGCGCAGCGCGCGGGUCGUCUAGAGGCCUGGCUCCCUUCACAGGUCGACGAUGGCUGCCUGUGCGACGAUUGCGUGGAGGAGAGGGCAAAAGUGUCCUGGAAGGAUUUCGCCAGUUUCUGGGUUCAGAAGUCCUUCUAUGACGACGAUACGCCACAGCAGAGCCGUACGGAGGAUUGCCUCCACCAAGUCAGCGAAGCGUCAGCGGAGAAGUCCAACAAGGCCACUCCGAGCACCAGUGCAGGCAGCAGCCCUCGCAGCCCAGUCACGCCGGACUCGGUGGGAGCCCAGGGAAGAGACACGGAAGAUGCCACUGCGGUCUCGGACUUCAGCCGGCACUGCCCAUACCAGCAGCCUCACAGAUGGUGCAGAGUCCAUGAGCGCCGAGAGCUCACGGACGUCGUCGACCAAGAUGACAUCAGGACCCUCCAGCGGAUUUGGAAGAGGCACCAGGACGACCUGACGCGGCCCUUCUACCGAAAGAAGCCGACGUAUUCGGCAGAGGAGUUUGAUGACUUCAGCCGCAUCGCGCAGAAGGUGGUGAAUGCCAUGUCCGAAGAAUUCGGACAGGCCCUGGUCCUGGACCAAGCGUCGGUGAGCAGCACCAACCGCCGAGGCCAUCCGCCUCAUGCGGACAACGUGCAGUUUGACUCAGUCUGGUGGCAAGGCCGGCAGCUCAAGCAGAGCGACGAGGUGGAGGCCGCCCGUGGCGGCGCCCCGGUGCUUUGGAAAGCAUCCAAGACGGGCUACAGGAACUACAGCGCCUCCAUCUCACUGACAAACCCCGAGGACUAUGGCGGCGGAAACCUCGAGUUCUUUGGCUCCUGGGGUGCUACAUCGCCUGAGGCUUGCAUGCGGCCACCUGCAGGAAGCGGCGUCGCAUUUUGCGGGUGCCAGAACAACAUCCACGCGGUUUCUGGAGUGACCCGGGGUUUCAGGCUCGUCCUGGUGGUGUGGACACGACAUCCGGAUGCCUGUGUUCCGGAAGAGCAGACACACCUUUGCUAUUUUCGGCCGGGCACUGGCCUAAGUAUUUGGUUGACUUCUGCAGAUCUGCAGAACUACCCGAAGCGCAGGCGAAAAAAUGUUGGCUGUGGUCCACAUCGGUAUGGGGACGACGAGGUGCUUGAGCUGAAUGCGACGACACCGAGCGCCGAAUGCAAAGAGUUUGCAGAGAACUCCUCGUCCCUGGAUUGGUCGCUAGUUAACUGA
Symbiodinium necroappetens is the source of this 2035-nucleotide messenger RNA. NCBI's taxonomy places the organism in Eukaryota, Dinophyceae, Suessiales, Symbiodiniaceae. The record is from the annotation of a GenBank genome assembly.